Pteropus alecto (black flying fox) is the source of this 2642-nucleotide messenger RNA. RefSeq names its product centromere protein B (gene CENPB). Lineage: Eukaryota; Metazoa; Chordata; Mammalia; Chiroptera; Pteropodidae. Gene Ontology annotation, molecular function: chromatin binding; DNA binding. Gene Ontology annotation, cellular component: chromosome, centromeric region; nucleus. Bases 3 to 1832 code for a protein of 609 amino acids. The transcript has a single exon. The record is from RefSeq and is a predicted model, not a curated record.
GGAUGGGCCCCAAGCGGCGGCAGCUGACGUUCCGGGAGAAGUCACGGAUCAUCCAGGAGGUGGAGGAGAACCCGGACCUGCGCAAGGGCGAGAUCGCGCGGCGCUUCAACAUCCCGCCGUCCACGCUGAGCACCAUCCUGAAGAACAAGCGCGCCAUCCUGGCGUCGGAGCGCAAGUACGGUGUGGCUUCCACCUGUCGCAAGACCAACAAGCUGUCCCCCUACGACAAGCUCGAAGGGCUGCUCAUUGCCUGGUUCCAGCAGAUCCGUGCCGCUGGCCUGCCCGUGAAGGGCAUCAUCCUCAAGGAGAAGGCGCUGCGGAUAGCCGAGGAGCUGGGCAUGGACGACUUCACCGCCUCCAACGGCUGGCUGGACCGCUUCCGCCGGCGUCACGGAGUAGUGUCCUGUAGCGGCGUGGCCCGCGCCCGGUCUCGCAGCACUGCUUCCCGGGCCCCAGCAGCGCCCGCCAGCCCACCUGCGGUGCCCUCGGAGGGCAACGGCGGGGGUACAACGGGCUGGCGCGCUCGGGAGGAGCAGCCGCCAUCGGUGGCCGAAGGCUAUGCCUCUCAGGACGUGUUCAGCGCCACUGAGACCAGUCUAUGGUACGACUUUCUGCCCGAUCAGGCCGCGGGGCUGUGCGGCAGCGAUGGACGGGCGCGCAGGGCCACCCAGCGCCUCAGUGUCUUGCUGUGCGCCAACGCCGACGGCAGCGAGAAGCUGCCCCCACUUGUGGCAGGCAAGUCAGCCAAGCCCCGUGCAGGACAAACCGGACUGCCCUGUGACUACACCGCCAACUCUAAGGGUGGUGUCACCACUCAAGCCCUGGCCAAGUACCUGAAGGCCCUAGACACCCGCAUGGCUUCAGAGUCUCGCCGAGUCCUGCUGCUAGCUGGCCGCCUGGCUGCCCAGUCCCUGGAUACAUCGGGCCUGCGGCAUGUACAGCUGGCCUUCUUCCCGCCGGGCACCGUGCAGCCGCUGGAGCGGGGAGUGGUCCAACAGGUGAAAGGCCACUACCGCCAGGCUAUGCUGCUCAAGGCCAUGGCCGCUCUAGAGGGCCAGGAUCGCUCAGGCCUGCAGCUGGGUCUCAUGGAGGCCCUGCACUUCGUGGCUGCAGCCUGGCAGGCAGUGGAGCCUUCGGACAUAGCUACCUGCUUUCGGGAGGCUGGCUUUGGGGGUGGCCCAAAUGCUACCAUCACCACUGCCCUCAAGAGCGAGGGGGAGGAGGAGGAGGAGGAGGAAGAAGAAGAAGAAGAAGAGGAGGAGGAGGAGGAGGAAGAGGAGGAGGAGGGUGAUGGGGAGAGGGAAGAGGAGGCGGAGGAGGAAGGCGAAGAAGAAGAGGAGGAAGGGGGGGAAGGAGAGGAGUUGGGGGAGGAAGAGGAGGUGGAAGAGGAGGGUGACGAUGACAGUGAUGAAGAGGAGGAGGAAGAGGAGGAGGAGAGUUCCUCAGAGGGCUUGGAGGCGGAGGACUGGGCCCAGGGGGUGGUGGAGGCUGGUGGCAGCUUCGGGGGCUAUGGUGCCCAGGAGGAAGCCCAGUGCCCCACCCUCCAUUUCCUGGAAGGUGAAGAGGACUCUGAGUCGGACAGUGAGGAAGAGGAGGAUGAUGAGGAUGACGAAGAUGACGAAGAUGAUGAUGAGGAUGGCGACGAGGUGCCCGUACCCAGCUUUGGGGAAGCCAUGGCUUACUUUGCUAUGGUCAAGAGGUACCUGACCUCCUUCCCCAUUGAUGACCGCGUGCAGAGCCACAUCCUUCACUUGGAACAUGAUCUGGUCCACGUGACCAGGAAGAACCAUGCCAGGCAGGCAGGAGUUCGGGGUCUUGGACAUCAAAGCUGAGCCAAUAGGCCUAGCCAUGCCCUUGACCCAGAUGUGGCAGCACUAACCCAGGGCAAAGGACUCUUUGGGUGGGCAGCCGCUGUGUAUGGAGUCAGAGUGGGGAGCCCCAGAUUCUUUAAUGAUGUUCCCCGGGCCCUGUGACAGGCCCAGUCACCUUGGUAGGGCCUGGGGCUGGGGUCAGCCUCACUGCCUGCUUAUUGCCUCUUUCUCAGAGUCCUCUUUCCUCCCCAUUUGUCCCUGGGCUUGGGGGACCAGAUGGGAGGGUGGGGAGCUGUCCGGUGCUACCACACCAUGCCAUCAGUGGACUAGGCCAUAGUAGCGGCCAGGGGUGGGCCCUGGAAGCUCCUGGCCGGAGAGUGCCUCUCCCCUCUGCCGUCCACACCAGGUCUUUGGUGGGGGGGACCCCAAAGCCAUUCUGGGAAGGGCUUCAGAGGAAGGUCCAGCCUAAGCCCCCACGAGGCUGGCAGCCCCCCAUCCCCACCCCCAGGCUGCCUUGAGAAGCACAGUCUAACUCACCACAGGCUCCUGAGCCUGCCUCUGCCUGCUUUCCCACCUCCCUAAUCCCUUUCUCUGGCCCAGUCCAUGUUACUUUGGCCCUUGGUUUUCUUUCCAGAUUGGAGGUUCCCAAGAGGCCCUCCAGGGGAGUUAUAAUGGGCGUUUCCUUUGUGGGCAGCUGCAGGCCCCAUGCCUCUCCUCCCUCUCUGGCAGGGUUUUAUCCUGGGUGGGGGGCCUGGGGCCGCUCCUUUCCCAGUUUGAAUUCAAUAAAUCUGUCCACCCCCCUUUUGUGGGGGUGAACAUUUUAACAGCCAA